Messenger RNA from Oppiella nova, 630 nucleotides. NCBI's taxonomy places the organism in Eukaryota, Metazoa, Arthropoda, Arachnida, Sarcoptiformes, Oppiidae. The record is from the annotation of a GenBank genome assembly.
AUAAAAAUCAAAAGUUGUAUUCAAAGGGCUGUCAGUCAGAACACAAUAGUCGUCGCACAAAGUCAUGGGAACUCAUCAUUUUCUACUCCUAUCGGUAGCGCUACUAGUCGUGGGCUGCACCUACGGACAGCAACCGCCCGGUGCUCGUCAGCAGCGGACUAACAGCGCUAUUAUGCAGAUAAUGAAGUCGGUCGACAAGAUGUUGUGUUCCGACACCGACUAUACCCCGGAUAUUGUGGCCAAAAUCGAGGACUGCGACAAAUUUGACCCUCACUAUAAAAUUGAUAUGAUGUAUAAGGAGUGUCAGGAUCUGGUGCCUAAGGGUGAGCUCAGUUGGAAUGAUAGGCGAAAAUAUAAUUGCAAGGUUCGCGAGUGUUAUGAUCGCAAGUUUCAGUCCCCGGAUUACAAUAAGACAUGGGAUGAGAUCCGCAAUUUAUCUGACGUUGAGAUCGAAAAGAGACAAAUGCAGAAAUUUGAGUGUCUGGAGAAAGCGUUGUAAAGCGAUAAGUCUCAAAUGUAUCAGUAUUUUAGGAUUUAGUAUUAAAUGAAAAUAUUAUUUCAAUUGCUUUUAAUAUUGUACUCUAUACUUAUUUCAUUACCGCUAAAUCUAGUAUUAAAAACAAAUAUAAA